AUGGAUACCAAUUCGGACGCCGCAAUGCCGGAGCUUGGUGAGCAACUGGCGGCCAACGAUGCCGCUGAAAAUGUCCCUGGCAACGGCUCGGACUUGCACGAGGAGCCAAAGCACUUCAAUCGUAAGAAGAUUGAUAUCGCAGAGCUGCGCAACUACUGCAUUCGCCACGAGAUGCCGCUGCCCGUCGUCGAGAUUGUGCAGCAGUGCGGCACCCCAGACGCACCCGAAUACAUCGCCUGUUGCACGGUGGCCUCCAUCAAGCGCUACGGCACGGCGGGAACUAAGAAGGCUGCCCGCCAGCUGGCCGCCCUCGAGGUGCUGAUCGUCAUCUCAGCCGACGAGCAAGAGGAGCCGAAUCACGACUUGGAGGUCGAACGUCGUGGCCCAAGGACUGGGGGCCGAAAGCCGUGCGAUGCCCACAACUACUACAAGAAGUUCUUGCCGCACCUGAAGGCGGCCGCCUUAGAGGUGCUCGAUUCCAAGGACUACAAGAACGAAAAGGAGCAGCUGCUGGCUCUACUGACUGCUCUCAAGAUCACACCCGAAUUCUCCACUGUUCCAUCGACAUCCGGGGUGACUCUUGUGAAGGUGCAGCUAAAUGUGGAUUUUGAUAACCUUUUUAUUGAUUUCGAAAGCAGGAUCUGUCGCUAUAUGCUUGACUACUUCAAGGUGAUGCUCAAAUAG
This is a messenger RNA of Drosophila obscura, 684 nucleotides long. RefSeq lists its product as uncharacterized. Lineage: Eukaryota; Metazoa; Arthropoda; Insecta; Diptera; Drosophilidae. The transcript has a single exon. The record is from RefSeq and is a predicted model, not a curated record. The coding region runs from base 1 to 684 and encodes 227 amino acids.